ACUGGUCGCCCGACGAGCCAGAGCCCAGAGGUGAGGAUUGAGUAAGGACUGGGGGACCCAGCAAACAAAUUUGGUGCCUUCAUCCGUCCUGAGUCUGCUCUUCUUCUUCUGUCAGUUCGGUCACAAAAGUCGUCGAAGAAGAUGCCGACCAAGUUGGAGCAAUGCAUCUUAGAUCUGUACAACAUCGGGGUGGUGAAAUUCGGCGACUUCACCCUCAAGAGCGGCAUGCAGUCGCCGGUCUACUUCGACUUGAGGAUAAUUAUAUCGUACCCUAAGUUAAUGGAGACUGUCGCAGAAUUAAUGUGGGGAGCACGACCAUGUAAAGAAUAUGAACUGGUGUGUGGUGUUGCCUACACCGGUCUCCCAAUUGCAACUGUCAUUUCUACUAAACAGGACAUUCCAAUGUUGAUUCGCCGGAAGGAGACAAAGGGUUACGGGACCAAGAAGUUAGUGGAAGGUAACUUCACAGAGGGGCAGACAUGUCUCAUGAUUGAGGAUGUUAUUGUGUCUGGGAGUUCCGUCUAUGAGACCGCUGAGACUUUGAGAGAACUAGAACUUGAUAUAAAAGAUGCAGUCGUGUUCCUAGACAGAGAGCAAGGGGGUGCUGGUAAUCUAAGGUCCAUGGAUAUUAAUGUUGUGUCUGUUACUUCAAUGACAGAGAUGAUGUCCAUUUUACUCAAACACGGCUGUGUGACACAGGAAAUUUCUGAUUCUGUCCUCGAGUUUGUGAAAUCUAAUACAGCCACAUCUAUAGUCUCAAAGAACAGGACAGCGUGCAAUAUUGGAACUGAUGUGAUGGAUAGAAAGAAAUGCUCCUUGGAGUUGCGUAUGUCAACAACUAGUCAGCCAUUGACUAAGAGGCUUUUUGAAAUCAUGAUUGCUAAGAAAUCUAACCUAUGUGUGGCAGCAGAUGUGACAACUUCGGAGGAGCUCCUAACCCUGGCAGAGAAGCUUGGACCUCAUGUCUGCUUGUUGAAGACUCACAUCGACAUUCUCACUGAUUUCAGCAAAGAUACAGUGGAAAAUCUGAAGAAUCUCGCUGCCAAACACAACUUCUUGAUCUUUGAGGACAGAAAAUUUGGAGACAUUGGAAACACUGUAGCUAACCAGUAUAUUGGGGGAGCGUACAACAUUGUUGACUGGGCCGAUUUAGUGACUGCUCACGGUCUUCCAGGAGAUGGAAUCAUUAAGGGUUUGAUGUCAUGCACCAGCGGACGACCUCGUGGCUGUGUUCUGGUGUCCCAAAUGAGCUCCACAGGUGCCCUAACAACCCAGGAAUAUGUCAGUGGUUGUAAAAAAAUUGCUGAGCAGAAUCAGUACUUCGUUGUUGGCUUUGUAUCUCAGAGUAGUGUCACUGAUGAUCCGAGGUUUGUGGUGUUCACACCUGGGGUUCAGUACAAUAAAAAAGGAGAUGAUCUUGGGCAACAGUAUAAUACUCCCCGAGUGGCCAUCAUGGAGAAAGGUGCCGACAUCAUCAUCGUUGGGAGAGGAAUCACUCAAGCUGAUGAUCCAGUAGCUGCUGCAGUUAGGUAUAAAGAAGAUGGCUUUGAAGCUUACUUGGAAAGAGUUUCGGAACAGAACUGAAAAGUGCUUUAUGAGGGCAGUAUUGUACUCAGUGACAGGAAUUUUUAAUUCAUUAAAAUCUCCUGGGAACAGCUCAGGACUUUACCAUGUGGGCACAAACUAUUUUGCAAAUGAAUUUGAAUUAUAAAUGUCCCUUUCCAUGGCACAUAGAAAGUUUGUAAUUUAGAACAGUCAAGUACUUUUGUAGUGAAGGUUUGACCACUUAAUGAUCUGUACGAGUUUUUUGUAAUUUUGAUAACCGAAUAUUCAGCAAGAUUCUCAAAUAUGUCACACACGUGGCUCAAAGAACUGUGGACUUUCAUUACUGUAUUGUAAAUAUUGUGACAAAAAGUUAUAUAAAUAUCCCAGAAAUAUUAUUUGGUUUUUAGGUAGGUAAAGGUAGUUAUUUUUGUAUGACUUGUUCUUUACGUUAUCAUUUGCUUAUAUUUUGUCCAGUUGUCGUAGAUUGCAAGUUUUUUAAGGUGCUGCAAUCAUCCAGUACACAGGUACAAUGUCUGCGCAUUUCCAUUAUUUUUGUAUUGAACAUGUUUUUAAUAUGCAUUUUUCAACAUUCCAUUGCUCAAAGUUAUUUGGGAGUACAAGAAAUGUGAUGAUUUUGAAAGUUCCUUCCCCCUUGCUGGUCUUUUCUUUUGUCUUGACUCUCCUGGUUCUCUGUUGUUAAUGUCACAAGGCUUAUAGAUUCAGGUUAAUCUUAGUCUGAUAUUAUUAGAGUGCUUGAUUUGAAAUAUUGGAGGGGCACUGUAAUUUUGGAAAUCUCUUCAUUUUAGCUCUUGUUAGUUGUACGUUAACUCUUUAGGAAUUGGGAUUAUAGUAAAGAUCAGAUUGCAAUGCUUUGAUGGAAAUUAUAGUGAUUGGAUAGUAGUAUAUUUAGAAAUUUUUAUGCUAUAGGAUGGAAUAUAGUUAGGCCAAGGGCCAAGCACUGGGUCCUUUGAGGUCAUUCAGCACUGGAAAGGAAAUCGAGAGUAGGUACGUAUAUUUGAAAGGUGUAACAGGAGGAGAACCUCACAGUUUUACUACUAUUAAUAUGAAGUGAUGUUGAGAGGGUGGAUAGCGAGAUGGAUGAAAUAUGUUGUUGUUUGGUAGAGAUAUUACUUAAUCAGCUCAGAACAUCUGUUUAGCAAGACAAGAAAUUUAGGUUGAAGGUAAUUUAGUAAUUGAGAGAACAGUAAACACAGUAUCUUUGACAAAUCUGACAAGUUCUCUCUUCCUUUUGAAAUAGAUUAGUAAUGGAUUUGGCAUUUCCAAGACUAACCAGGUGUUAAGUUUUGAAAAAAAGUUUAGAUUUCAUUUGCAUGUCACAAAACAGCACUGUAAUCUUUAAGAAUAGUUUUAGCUGUGAAGUUAGUAAUGCUAAGAGAAUUUUACCAGUGUACAGUAUCAUCUUUUUAGUUUUAAGGCUCUAAUAAACCAGUAUUGUGUAAAAUUUGGGAAAAUUUUAAUAAAUUAACAGUAUUUCAGGAUGUAGUCUUUACAGUAUUAAACCUUGCUUAUUUUGAAAGUAUGUCCUUGCAUGUGAAUCGUUUAGUUUUCCCGACACGAAUAUUAGGGCUUUUGAUGAAAAGACUACAAAAUCAUCCCAGUCAUGGGCCAUGCUAAAUGGAUCCUGGCAGCGUAAGUGAUUGCUUGUGAAGGAUUCCUUUUCAUUGAAUUUUUAACCACUAUCCAAUUUUGUAAGUUAUGAACCAGCAGAAUCAAGUUAUAGUUUAGUUAAUGGAUGUAUACUGAUGAACUUUUUAACAAGGUCUAGGUAGGCUUCUGAUCAUAUGUUUCUGUUGGACAAAUAUUUCUGUAUUUUAGCUGUUAUAGAACUAUUUUGUUAAGCCUUAUGAAAUAUAUAUUUUAUUAUAAAGAUGUAAUGUCAUUUAUAUCUCAAUUAACUGGUUAACUGUACUAAAGGUUUUGCUAUAAUAAAUUUAAUAAUAAA
Molecule: messenger RNA, 3508 nt
Organism: Macrobrachium nipponense
Lineage: Eukaryota; Metazoa; Arthropoda; Malacostraca; Decapoda; Palaemonidae
Gene: r-l
Exons: 11
Coding region: 142-1584 (480 amino acids)
Biological process (GO): 'de novo' UMP biosynthetic process; 'de novo' pyrimidine nucleobase biosynthetic process
Molecular function (GO): orotidine-5'-phosphate decarboxylase activity; orotate phosphoribosyltransferase activity
Source: RefSeq, a predicted model, not a curated record